CGUAACUUCUCGCGUGUCUCGUGACAAACGACGGGAUAAAACGCUCUCUACUCACAGUAAAAUCAUAAAUACCGAGGAACAAUGGCGGAUUCCAACAGAACGGAGUAACUAGAUUUAAGGAGUGCAUUUGAGAUCCGUUUUUUUUUCUUUGUUUCAAUUUCCAACACAAACCACACAUAAAAUAUUAGACUGUCUUGUUUCUCACAGUCGUUAGAGUGAGCGAGAGAAGAAAGAAAUAGAAAGUCAAGGAAAAACAGAUUAAGCGAAAAAAGAAGAAGAAAGAUGGGAAGAUCUACUUCCUGUUUCAAAAUCAUCACUUGUGGCAGCGAUUCUGCUGAAAAUGAUGACGCUAUCGAUAACAAGAGAUCAAGUGACAAGAAGGGAUGGAGUUUUCGAAAGAGAUCUGAACGGCAUCGCGUGCUUAGCAACAUUGUGAUACACGAAGCUACUUCCGGGCUUAAGGAAAGCCCAGAAUCAGCUGGUUUUAAUUUUCAGCAGCCAGAUGUCUCCAUUGUACCUGAGAAAACCUCCAGUGUUCAAUACACUGAAGAGAAACCUCAGUUGCUGACACCGAAAGAGUAUAUUGACGAAAAAUCUCAGUUGCUGGCACCAAAAGAGUAUGCUGAAGAAAAAUCUCAGUUGCUGACACCAAUAGAAUGCACUGAAGAAAAAUCUCAGUUGUUGGCCCCAGAGGACUCAAAAGUGCCUGAGCCUGUUGCUGCCACCACAAAUGAGGCUGAAGAUGAUGCCAACCUGAAUGAAUCUGUUGUUGUUAUCAUCCAGACUGCUAUCAGAGGGUUCUUGGCACAGAAAGAGCUAGGAAAGCUUAAAAAUUUAGUGAAGUUGCAGGCUGCUGUACGUGGGCACUUGGUUCGAAGGCAUGCUGUGGGGACCUUACGGUGCAUUCAAGCCAUUGUCAAAAUGCAAGUUCUUGUUCGUGCUCACCUUUCUCAAGAUGGGUCUUGUGCCGGAAAGAAGCAGGAUGGCAAGCACCAUAAAGAAAAUCAAAGUUUGCAGGGAAGCUCAGCAACAAAACAAAAUGUAACUUAUACUUCCAUAGAGAAGCUGCUUAGCAAUAGGUUUGCUUGUCAGCUGAUGGAUUCAACACCCAAGACCAAACCUAUCCACAUCAAGUGCGAUUCAUCAAAACCAAAUUCUGCUUGGAGCUGGUUGGAGAGGUGGAUGUCUGUGUCAUCAUCUGAAAAGGCUUCAACGGCAGAGUUACCAAUUGAACAACUAGAAAGUGAGAAAAAUGACAAUUGCAACUCCCCAGUUGAUGCUACAGCUCCAUCUGAAGCUGUUUGUGAGUCAUACGAACCAAAGUCUGAUGUAAGGGAGAUGCUGGUUUCAUCAGAGAGUGAAGAGAAUCUAAUCACAUAUGAUGCAACCAACUUUAAGUUUGAGGCAUGCCAACCAACUUCAUCUUCGGUAAUGGAGGAUUUGGAGCAACCUGAGAUUGACAACACAAGGUCAUCCAACCUGAAAGAGUCCUUGCAAGAGAUAAAUUUGCAAGAUCAAACAAUGCAAACAGAUGCACGGUCUCAAACAGAGGUCAGUUGUCUUUCUCACAAGCCUGAAAUGGAGAGCGAACAACCCAAACAUUCUAUGAAAAGAUUUGCUUCUGAACAACUGGAAACAGAGGCAAAAGAAUUUGUAUUUGGAUCAAGACAGUCAAGUAAUCCUACAUUUAUUGCUGUGCAAACAAAAUUCGAGGAGUUGAGUUCAACAGCCAAUUCAAGUGGAUCAAUUAAUUCGGUCCACGAAGAUGUUGGAGUUGAAUCAAACAAGGAUAUGGUGUCAUCUGGGGUAGAUACGAUAAGCAGGCCAAAGGAGCCAAGCAUCACAGAAAAUCCAGUCCUCAAGAAUUGGAGGGUUCAGCAUGGUGGCUCUGAAUGUGGCACUGAGCUUUCUGUUACUUCCACUCUUGAUUCACCUGAUGCAUCUGAAGUUGGAACCGUAGAAUAUGAACAUGGAGCCAACGUUUCUGAGCAAGAAAAUUGCAGUUCUAAUAGUAGAAAGGAUUUGGAUGUUAAAGAAAAUAAUGCAAUUGUGUUCCCAGUGCCUGAUUCUUCUCUAUCUGUUGCUGAUCAGCUUGAGAAACUUGAUGAUGCUAACAGUGUAUCAGCAAAUUUAAUUCUUGUAGACUCCCCUCAAGGAGAGCAGGAGCCACUGAAAAGCACAUCUGAUCUGCAGAAAGAACAAGACUCUGAGACAGCUAAUCAAGCAUACAGGUCAUCCCCAGAAGCUUCUCCCAGGAGCCAUAUGACUGUUCCAGAAUCCCAAGGAACACCUUCUAGUCAGGUAUCAGCAAAAGCUAAAAAGAUAAAAACUGACAAGAGGAGUCAAAAGCGCAAGUCCAUGUCUGCUGCUAAGGGUUCCCCAUCAACUCCAGCUUGUGAUAGUGGUGCAAGGAGUAGUAUGGAACAAUUGCCCAAAGAUCAGAAAAAUGGGACGAGACGCAAUUCUUUUGGUUCAACAAGACCUGAGAGCAUUAGUGAGGAGCCAAGAGAUAGUAAUAGUAGCAAUAUUCUUCCCCAUUUCAUGCUAGCCACAGAAUCUGCAAGAGCUAAGGUUAAUGCAAAUAACUCGCCAAGAUCAAGUCCAGAUGUGCAAGAAAGAGACAUUUAUAUCAAGAAGAGACAUUCCUUACCUGUUGCUAACGGGAGGCAGGGUUCUCCAAGAAUCCAGAGAUCAAUGUCUCAAGCGCAGAAGGGUGCCAAAGGAAAUGGUACCAAUCCUCCUCAUGAGAGAAGAUGGCAAAGGUGAAGGGUUAUUCAGAGCAACCAUAUAACACGGUACCAUGGUGUUCAACCUCUCAGAUUGAAAUUUGGAACGGAUUGAUGGUCUUUCUGUCUAGUUUUAUGCCUCAACAUCUCAAUUAAGUUGAUUCAAGCAUGCCAUCUACAUUUAGGGUUUGACAAGGGAGGAGUGAGGAGAUAUCUAUAUAGUUUCAAAACCAUUGAUAUAUCUAUAUAUAUAUAUAUAUAUUUUUUUUUUUUUUUCUGAACUUUCUGCCUGGGAAGUAUGCUUGUGUGUUUUGUUCAACAGUGUUUGGUUUGAUGUUACUCAAGUUUUUUACAGCAUGUUUUGGGAUGUCUGUUCGGGGUUUAAGAUAAUGAUUGUAAUGUGGAGAGCUUUAGAAAGGGCUUUAGAUUACUGUUUCCUGUAAUAACUCGGCCGUUCUCUGUUGCAUUGGCCACCACUCCCAUGACUAAUUUAUAUUUUUUUUCAGUUCCAUUGAUUAAUUCUAUAAAAUUGAGUAAAA
This is a messenger RNA of Durio zibethinus, 3265 nucleotides long. RefSeq names its product protein IQ-DOMAIN 32-like. Gene Ontology annotation, molecular function: protein binding. The record is from RefSeq and is a predicted model, not a curated record. NCBI's taxonomy places the organism in Eukaryota, Viridiplantae, Streptophyta, Magnoliopsida, Malvales, Malvaceae.